AUGUCCUCCUAACAACAACCAAUCGACCAUCACCGCGAUGGUCUUCAAGCCCUUCAAGCCUCCGUCUCUGAGGAAGCCCCUCCAGCCCACCGUCACCGCCUCCCGACCCGCCCCGCCAGCAGAGGCUUCCGACUCCGAUGCCCCCCGACGAAGAAGCCGCGUCUGCAGCCUGCGCAAAAUCACCACGAAGAAAAACAAAACCUGGGACGGCGACGGAAUCCUCUCGACCCGCGGCGACGGCUACCUCUACCUACAGGAUAUAUCUGGGAAGGACAUGGGGCGAACGAGGGAGAGGUCUCGGCUUGAGGCUGGGGUGAUGCUGUCUAUGUCGGGGAAAGAAGUGGAGAUUGAUGCGGAGAUCUCGAGGAAGGAGUUUUUGUCGGGCAGGGCGUUUUUGAGGGGGGGUACUGGUACUAGUGCUGCUGGUGAUGAAGGGGGGGAGGGGGAGGGGGCUGAGGCUGAGGCUGAGGUUGUGGAGGUGGCAGGCCCGGAGAAAGUGUUCGUGCCUGUGUCUGUUCGGGGAGGGGCCACGGCUGUGAAAAGCCAGGUGCAAAAGCCUGCUGCGGUUGCUGCUACUGCCGCUGCGCCGUUGGCGAAUCCUGCUUCGAAGAAGAGGGGGAUACUGGGUGGAUAUAAGAACCCGCUGUUGGAAGGUACGGUUAUACCGGCGACGCCGAAGGAGAAGCCUGUGCCCAGACAUGAUCCGACUCAGCCGGGGGCGCUGGUCAUGAAGCGGCCGGAGUCGGUGCCCGCCGGGAAACGGAUUGUUGAUGUCGUGGUGGAUCCCUUGCUGGCGAAGCAUCUGCGGCCGCAUCAGCGGGAGGGCGUGCAGUUUCUGUACGAGUGUGUGAUGGGGAUGAGGUCGUUCAAUGGGGAGGGGGCGAUUCUGGCGGAUGAUAUGGGGCUGGGCAAGACGUUGCAGACGAUCACUCUGUUGUGGACGCUCCUCAAGCAGAACCCGAUAUAUGAGAACUCGCCAGUGAUCAAGAAGGCGCUGAUCGUUUGCCCGGUCACGCUGAUCAAUAAUUGGAGGAAAGAGUUUCGCAAAUGGCUCGGGAAUGAGCGCAUCGGGGUGUUCGUGUUUGAUGACAAGAGGAAACGAUUGACCGACUUUACGAAGGGCAAGGCUUACAGUAUCAUGAUUGUGGGGUAUGAGAAGCUCAGGACGGUCCAGGAGGGGCUGGCUAGAGGGAACGGGGUCGAUAUUGUGAUUGCGGACGAGGGCCACAGGCUGAAGACGCUUCAGAACAAGAGUGGCCAGGCGAUCCAGUCCCUCAACGCUACGAAAAGGAUCAUUCUCUCCGGCACCCCGAUCCAGAACGAUCUGAAGGAGUUCUUUGCUGCCGUGGACCUGGUCAACCCGGGUGUUCUGGGGACGUUCAAGUCUUUCAUCAAGGAGUUCGAAGGCCCGAUCGUGAGGAGCAGACAGCCCGAGGCAACAAGAAAGGACAUAGAGAAGGGAGAGGCCAGAAACGCGGAGCUACGAGAGCUCACCUCCAAGUUCAUGCUACGCAGGACGGCCGAUAUCCUCGCCAAAUACCUCCCUCCCAAGUCGGAAUACGUGCUGUUCUGCAAUCCCACACGCGCACAGGCGAACAUCUACCAGAGCGUCCUUGCGUCUCCCAUCUUCCAAAGCUGCCUCGGGAGUUCAGAAAACGCCUUGCAGCUGAUCACCAUCCUCAAGAAACUAUGCAACAGCCCGUCUCUGCUCUCGCCACGGAACGUGGACGAGGCACCCAGCGAAACCAUUGCCGCGCUGAUGUCUUCUCUGCCCCCCAAUCUCCUCCGCCACUUCUCCCCGGCCUCCAGUGCCAAAAUCCGCGUCCUGGACCAGCUCCUGGACGGCCUGCACAACAAGACCUCGGAGAAAAUCGUCCUCGUCUCCAACUACACCUCCACCCUGAACCUCCUCGCAACCCUCCUCACAUCCCUCUCCCUCCCCUUCCUCCGUCUCGACGGCUCCACCCCGGCCGCAAAACGCCAAUCCCUCGUCGAGGACUUCAACCGCCUCUCCCCAGACCUCUGCUUCGCGUUCCUCCUAUCCGCCAAAGCGGGCGGCACGGGCCUCAACCUAAUCGGCGCCAGUCGCCUGGUCCUCUUCGACGUGGACUGGAACCCCGCAACCGACAUCCAAGCCAUGGCACGCAUCCACCGCGACGGCCAGAAACAUCCCUGUCGGAUCUACCGCAUCCUGCUGAAAGGCAGUCUGGAAGAGAAGAUCUGGCAGCGCCAGGUCACCAAGAUCGGACUUGCCGACAGCGUCAUGGAGAAACGCGACAGCGUGGCGCAGUUCUCGCGCGACGAGCUCAAGGAUCUGUUCCGACUGGACGAAGAAAGCAGAUGCCAGACCCACGAGCUUCUGGGCUGCGACUGCGGGGGAACCGGAAACGGACAAACUGUGCAGUCAGCGGAUGAUAGCGAAAACGCCGACGAGAAGCAAUCCUCAGUCUCAGACGAUGAUGAUGAUGAUGCCCUCUCAGAAGAAGAAGACCUCCCCGACCUGCCCACCCUCCUCAAAGCAUCCCAGGUAGACAUGGAGAAACAAGAACGUCUGAUCCGCGCCGGACUACCUCGCAGGACGAGUACGUCCGCCAAGGAAGACGAAAACGGGAAAUCGACCCAGAAGCACCGCAUCCAACAAUCCCUCGCGCAGUACUGCCACAUCGACCCCAGUCACCUCUCUUCUUCUUCUUCUGCUGGUGAUACUGCCGAGGCGAUUGAAUCUGCGAUUGACGACGACGUCCUUCUUUCCCUGUUGAAGGACGAGGAUAAUCGCAUCGGGUUUAUUUUUAAGAAGAGCAGCGCGGCGGAGGCGAAGGAGCCGGAGUCAGUGCCGCAGCGUGGUGCAACUACGACUGCGCCGUCGGAGCCGGUGGUUAUUUCGAUUGACUGA
Aspergillus heteromorphus CBS 117.55 is the source of this 2893-nucleotide messenger RNA. RefSeq names its product DEAD/DEAH box helicase. Lineage: Eukaryota; Fungi; Ascomycota; Eurotiomycetes; Eurotiales; Aspergillaceae. Gene Ontology annotation, biological process: reciprocal meiotic recombination; double-strand break repair via homologous recombination. The record is from RefSeq and is a predicted model, not a curated record. Bases 38 to 2893 code for a protein of 951 amino acids. Gene Ontology annotation, cellular component: nucleus. The transcript has 2 exons. Gene Ontology annotation, molecular function: ATP binding; DNA translocase activity; ATP-dependent chromatin remodeler activity.